UAAAGAGAAGAGAAGAAACAAGAAGAAAGAGAUUGGGAAUUUGAUUUCAAAAACUUUAAAACACUUGUGAACAAUUUCACAGAGAGAAGGGCUUUUCAUCGUUCAACCCCUUCUCUCUCUCUGCCUCCGUUCCCACCGGAACCCUAGCAUCAUCGCCGUCGCCGUCGCCGUCGUUCAUGGCGUUCUUCUUGCUUCCCAAGCAAUCAUUCCGGCGACCACCACCUUCUGCCGCCGCCGGAAACAACCAAUGAACGCCACCGGAAAACAACACCACCACCACCACUGUACUCAAUGAAUUUAGCUAAGCUAGGGUUUCAGUUGGAUUUCGGAUUCAGAGAUCUCUCUAAUUAACUUAUUUCAUUUCUAACCGCUCUUCCUCCGAACCCGGGAACCGUUACCGGAUCCCUAUUUCAUGGCUAGGGGCUUCGAGAAGCUUCGCCGGUGCGCUCGGACGGUUUUCUUCGUCGCGGCAUUGGUGGCGUCGCUGCUGGUUACCUCGCUGCCGGUGCUUGUGGCGGCGGUUGAUGUGCUCGUUCCUUGCGUUUUGAUUUCCAGCUUCACGUGCGUCAGGUGCUAUGGUUUCAAGGAGCAUUUGCGUCGAUACGAUUUUAAGAGCUCGUUGACGGACAUUCCUCUCGUUUCAGUCAUACGAUCGCUCAUCAUUAUCUGUGUUUAUUCCAUUUGUGAUGGUCCUGCUCUCUCACAUGGACCUUACCUUGGAACGGUGACUGUGUGUUCCUUUGUUUCUAUUGCUGUUCUUUCAGUGAAAGCUUGUGUUUCCACCGUGAAUUCCCAGAUUGAGGCGGAAGCUUCAGUUUCCAUUACAAGGAAGAUACUCCGUUUGAAAAAGUCAUGGGGAAUGCCUGUCUUAUUUCUCUCGUCAGUUGUGUUUGCCCUUGGCCAUAUUGUGGUUGCUUAUAGAACCAGCUGUAGAGCAAGGAGAAAGCUCAUGUUUCAUCGAGCUGACCCUGAAGCUGUCCUUUCAUGCAAAAAUGUAUUCUCUGGCUAUCAGAAGGUCCCACGCUCUCCUGUACCUUCUGGGGGUCGAACCCCAAAAAGUGACAGUGAAAUGAGGCGGCGACCUUUCGGAGCAGCUCGUGAUGAAGAAGUGCCAGUCAGGUUACUUGCAGACUCGGACAGCUUAUUCAUCACCUGCCAAGGUCUCACUCUCCAUUACAAGCUCAGCCUGCCUGGUCCACCUCUGCUUACCUUGUCCUCAAAAUCCUUGCUUGAAUCUAGUGCUUUUUGCAGCACUGCAUCAAAGUCUGGGGGUCUGUCGCAGUUUAAUAGACAUUUGACAUGUGUGUCUCCAAACAUCCAGAGACAACUUUUCAGGAGCUAUAGCAAUCAAUUCCAUGGCUCAUCUUUACAUACUCCUCUCUUAGAUGGUUCAGUAACUUCUCCCCAUCUUUCAGAAGAUCUCCCUGUUUUGCAUCUAGAUGAAAUCCAUGAAGAUGAUGAAACACUUAAAUCAGAUUCUUUGUCUUUCGAGCAAAAUUUAGAGGGCAUUGGCCAAGUGGGUAUUGUUUUAAUACAUGGGUUUGGGGGAGGAGUCUUCUCUUGGCGGCAUGUAAUGGGAUCUCUAGCUCAGCAGAGUAAUUGCACAGUUGCUGCAUUUGAUAGACCUGGUUGGGGAUUGACUUCAAGACUGCGGCGGGAGGAUUGGGAGAAAACUGAACUGCCUAAUCCUUAUAAACUUGAAAGUCAGGUUGACCUGCUUUUAUCUUUCUGUUCGGAGCUUGGAUUUUCUUCAGUUGUGCUAAUUGGUCAUGAUGAUGGAGGGUUGCUUGCUCUGAUGGCUGCACAAAGAGUUCAAACAUCGAUGAAUUCUUUCAAUGUUACUGUGAAAGGGGUUAUAUUGUUAAAUGUUAGCUUGUCAAGGGAAGUAGUUCCUUCCUUUGCUAGAAUCCUUCUGCAUACCUCACUUGGAAAGAAGCAUUUGGUUCGGCCACUACUAAGAACUGAAAUCACUCAAGUGGUGAAUCGGCGUUCAUGGUAUGAUGCUACCAAACUGACAACAGAAGUUUUGACACUCUAUAAGGCUCCUCUAUAUGUAGAAGGAUGGGAUGAAGCACUUCAUGAGAUUGGUAAAUUGUCAUCUGAAACCAUCCUUUCGGCAAAAAACUCAGAAUCAUUGCUACAUGCUGUAAAAGACAUUUCAGUGUUGGUUAUAGCUGGCGCUGAAGAUUCACUUGUCUCUUUGAAAUCAUGUCAGGCGAUGGCCUCAAAAUUUGUAAAUUCUAGACUGGUUGCAAUAUCAGGGUGUGGCCAUCUACCCCAUGAGGAGUGUCCAAAGGCGUUGCUUGCAGCUAUAUUAGCCUUCAUUAGUAAGCUAUUCUCUGUAUAUAACUCGCAAAGUCAAUAGGUCAUCACUUCACAAGUUCAAAUAGAGGUCAAUCCUUUGUAGGGCGCUUUGUUUCUUCCUUUCUUUUACUCCCCUUGUCCCUUCCGGGUUCCUUCUCUUGAUUUCCUCUUCCCUUCCUUUUUAUGCAAUAUCACUUCAAGCGAAAGAUCAAAGGUAUCUUCUCUUGGGUUUUUUAUGUGCUAGCUUUACUUUAACAUGUAUCUUCCUCUUCCCUAUGCUUUUUUUUUUCUUCUUUUUUAGCUGUCAAUAUUCAUGGUCAAUUGAGCUGCCUGUCACUUCCCACUAUAAGAAAGUAGGAAGUAGGCUACGUAAUUGUAAAUUUAAUUUAUCAUCAGAUUGAUCAUGAAUAUAAUUUAGCAUGUUGUUUUUA
This is a messenger RNA of Lotus japonicus, 2735 nucleotides long. RefSeq lists its product as uncharacterized. Bases 413 to 2365 code for a protein of 650 amino acids. Gene Ontology annotation, molecular function: catalytic activity. The transcript is spliced from 7 exons. Lineage: Eukaryota; Viridiplantae; Streptophyta; Magnoliopsida; Fabales; Fabaceae. The record is from RefSeq and is a predicted model, not a curated record.